UAGCCCAGAGUGGGAAGCAGCCUUUCCUCCCCUACUCAUCAUCCAUCUCUGUUGCUCAUAGAACCCUGCUUUCCUUUAUGGGAAUUAUGAGAGAAGAGUUAGGGUUUUCCAGGAGGCAGAUCCUCCAUUUCCCCGUUGCUUUGUCCAGAAGUGCAGGAAGAAGAUCUAAGAUUGGUCAAUUGGAUGCUCUUUCCCAGGACUUUGGCUUGAGAGAGACUCUAGCAAGAAGGGAACAGAUUGCUAUGCUAUGCCUUGUAUGACUAAGACCUCUUACCAAGAAUACGUGUCAGACCAUAAAACCACUGCCAAGGAGUGCAGGGGUGGCAAUGAAACAGCCCAACAGGAAAAGGAAGCUUAAUAUGGAUUCCAAAGAGCGUUUGGAUCAGGACGGAUGCUUGGAGCAAGCUGAAGAAGAAAAGAAGCCCAAGGAUGGCACAACCCCUUUGAGUCACGUCCCUUCAGCGGCUGCGCAGGGAGCAUGGUCUUGGGAGUGGUACUUGAAAGAACAGAAGGCGGUUGCAGCACCUGUUGAGCUGUUUUCCAAGGCUCUGCUGGAAAAUGACCCCACAAACCUAAUCAGAGCUUUAGUGUUUCAGAGUGGGCUGGAGCCCGGCGCCGCCACCUGCCAGCUCUGUGACCUUGGGCAAGUCAUUCAAUUCAGUUUUCUCAUCCAUGAGGAUCAGUCCUUUCCAGAGCAUGAAAAUGGUUUUCAGAUUGGAAUGAGAUUAGAAGGCAUUGAUCCCCGACAUCCAUCGGUAUUCUGUGUGCUUUCUGUAGCGGAGGUUUGUGGUUACCGUCUAAGACUUCAUUUUGAUGGUUAUUUAAGUUGCUAUGAUUUUUGGACCAAUGCUGGUUCCCCUGACAUUCAUCCAAUAGGGUGGUGUGAAAAGACCAAACAUGAAUUGCACAUCCCUAAGGGUUAUAGAAAAGAUAAAUUUGUUUGGAUGGAUUACUUGAAGGCCUGCAAAUUGCAAAAUGCUCCAAAGAAAUUAUUCAGAAACAGAAGUCCUAAUGGGCCAAUGCCUAAAGAAUUUCAGGUUGGAAUGAAGCUGGAGGCUGUGGACAGGAAGAACCCUUCCUUGGUGUGUGUGGCGACCAUAGCAGAUAUUGUUGAAGAUCGCUUGCUAGUGCAUUUUGACAAUUGGGAUGAUAGUUACGAUUACUGGUGUGAUGUUAAUAGCCCUUAUGUCCAGCCAGUUGGUUGGUGUCAGGAAAAUGGAAGAACUCUGAUAGCACCCCAAGGUUAUCCCAAUCCAGAAAAUUUUUCCUGGACAGAAUACCUGGAAGCUACUCAAACCAAUGCAGUUCCUGCCAAAGUUUUUAAAAUGAGGUUGCCUCAUGGUUUUCUGCCAAAUAUGAAACUUGAAGUUGUGGAUAAACGGAACCCCAGGUUAAUUCGUGUUGCUACGAUUGUAGAUGUUGAUGACCAAAGAGUAAAGGUUCAUUUUGAUGGUUGGGACCAUAAGUAUGACUACUGGGUGGAGGCAGACAGCCCUGAUAUCCACCCGAUCGGAUGGUGUGAUGUCACAGGGCAUCCACUGGAAGUGCCGCAGCGAACAAAUGACCUGAAGAUCCUUCCAGGUCAAGCUGUCUGUCCUACUCCCGGGUGCCGAGGAAUAGGCCAUAUCCGUGGUCCACGUUAUUCGGGACAUCACAGUGCUUUUGGCUGCCCAUAUUCAGACAUGAACUUGAAAAAGGAGGCAACACUUCAUGAUCGUUUGAGAGAACAAACACAGGCAAAUUUGGAAUCAGACUCUUCACAUUCAAAAUCAAAAAGCCUCUGUAGUUUGAACUUCAAUGGAAAACAUGAAAAGGUGAACAGUCAGCCCAGACUUGUACAGCAGGCAAAGUGUUUGAAAAUCAAAGGAAAAGAAGAUAUUGACUUGGAUAAUCUCUUCAGAGAUGUCUGCAGAUAGGCACACAGAGGUGUGAGACAGCACUUUCCAUUUGCCCUUCAUCUCGUGCUCCUCUGCCAUUCCCCAUGAAGCCGUGCUGGGGCUGACCUGGUGGAGGAUGAGACCUGUGAAGCUGAGUCAGCUGCCCCGGUCAUCCCGGCCAAGGCCAUGUCCUCUCUGCUCAGCCAACAACUGUCCAACAAACAUGUGAAUGAGCCCUGCUGAAAUCAGAACUGACCAGCCCACUUGAGCCUAAAUCCCUGACAGACAGAUGUAUGAACUAAGUAAAUACUUAAAAAAAUGAGAUGCUGAUGGUCCCUGAAUUCUCAAGAGGCAAAGAAUGGUCCCACCUAGCAACUUAUAAAUGUUCAGAAGUUAGAUGGCCACGGAGAAGUAGCACCUCAUGUAUGUUCUUUCGCUAUCUACAAUAAGGUGAAGGAAGGCAUUUAUCUUCUCUGCACCCAGAAAACCUAUAACCCAAUGCCCAGGAACACAAGAAUGCUGUUCACCAUUCUGCUGUGCUUAUUAGCAGAAGAUAUAUCAGCUCACAAAAUCCCCUUUGAAACAGAAACUAAAAUAAUGCUCAAUGAUCAUUCUACUCCCAUGAGGGAGGAGGAAGAGGAGCAUAAAUCAGGACAAGAGCUGGGUUUAGAAUUUGGAUCACAUGUGGUUUUUCUCAAUGAUCACAAACCCCAGCUCCCUAUAAUUAAUAAUUGGAUGUAUUAAAUAUUUUAUGGAGCAGUCUAGCCAGAGAGCAACUAUAAAAUGGAAAUAUGGACCAGCUUGGUAAAGGGAAAGAUGAAAUUGUAGAAUUAGUUUGUUCGUGCAUUGAGUAUUUCAUAACAAUAAACUUAUUGUAUUUAUAAAGGGAGAAAACUCUGGGUGUAAUUUGGCUGCCUGGUUGUUUAUAUCCUACAGUGCAGUUUCAGUAUGUUUCAUGUUCGUGUGCCUGUUUUAAAAUGUUUUACUUCAUUAUCGUAAGAAGUUUUUAAUGCAAUGAAACUUCAAGCCAGAAAAAUCUCAGAAAAUUAAUGAAAUAGGGAGUAGAGAGAAAUGGAGAUAGCAUUAAACUAAAUACAAAGAAGAAAUUGAAACAAAUUUUUUUAUUUGACAAAAAUUAGCCAGGCAUGGUGGCGGGCGCCUGUAAUCCCAGCUACUCAGGAAGCUGAGGCGAGAGAAUCGCUUGAACCUGGGAGGUGGAGGCAGUGAGCUGAGAUCCUGCAACUGUACACCGCCAGCCUGGGCAACAGAGUGAGACUCCGUCUCCAAAAAAAAAAAAAAAAAAAAAAAAAAAAAAAGAGUCUCUUCAUUAAAAUAAACCUGAUACUUCACUUGUUUAGUAAAGCAAUGCAAGUUAAUACCUGAUGAUAAAGUCAGAAGAUGUAUAUAUGUUUGUGUUCCUGCUUUCAUUCAUUUCACAGUCUAAUUCUCCCAGACAUGGAUUUUUGCUAGCUAUUUGUUCUAUCACCCAGAAUUUUGAGAAGGCUUAAAAGCAUAUUAUUGAUUUGUGCACUUGGUGCAAAAUUCAAAAGGUAUAAAAGGGUAUACAGUAAAUAUAAGUUCUCUCCCUGAACCUGAUCCUCAGCCUUCAGUUUCCUCCCUUGGAAUAAUCACUGUACACUUCUCUUGUGUGUCUUUCUAAAAAUAUGUUCUGUUUAUUUAAGUAUAUGUGUGUAUGUGUAUUUACACAAGUGAUGGCAUACCACAUACAUUGUUAAACAGUUUCCUCGUGUCCUUUAGCAAUAAAAUCUGACCAGCAGUUCUUAACACAUGGAGCUGCACACUAUAAGUGACCAGUCCCUGCCCAUGGCCACCUGGGUGGUUUUCAAUGUUGCUAUGUAAAGGAGGCUUAAAAGUGUCUUCUAUAGGUGUCAGCUUGACUGGAAAAUAAAAAAUGUCUUCUGUACUCAUCACUCAUGCUUGUGAGAAUCUACAGGAUAGAUUCUGUAAGUGAAUCUAUCCUAUUCUAAUCCUUUUCAGCAUUUCCUCAGCUACCCUUACUUGUUCAUUUUUCCAAAUGAACUUUAAAUCAGUUUUUCUGUUACAACUUUUUUCCAUUCUAGUUGGUUAAUUUUGAGAUUGCAAUACAUUUAUUAUUUAACUUUUAAUUUUACCCGUUAUGAACUUGAACAUAGUAAGCUGUUCCCAUACUCAAAUAUUUCAUGUCCUGUAAUUGCAUUCUAAGUUUUCCUUUAUGUAGAACUUGCACCCUUCUUACGAAGUUUAUUCCUAAGCACUUUAUCAUUUUUGUUGCCACAGUGAAUGGAAGUAUUUCUUCCUUGAUGUCCUCCAUCUAAGAUUGUUUGUAUGGAAAGGUUGUAUAUUUCUGUGUAUUACAUUUAAUCC
Symphalangus syndactylus (siamang) is the source of this 4241-nucleotide messenger RNA. RefSeq names its product L3MBTL histone methyl-lysine binding protein 4 (gene L3MBTL4). NCBI's taxonomy places the organism in Eukaryota, Metazoa, Chordata, Mammalia, Primates, Hylobatidae. The record is from RefSeq and is a predicted model, not a curated record. Gene Ontology annotation, cellular component: nucleus. Gene Ontology annotation, molecular function: chromatin binding; histone binding; zinc ion binding. Gene Ontology annotation, biological process: negative regulation of DNA-templated transcription.